GUUUAUCUACAUAAUCAUAGAUUAUACACUUAUGUACCGUAAUGAAGUUUUGAAGAAAUUGAGAAAAAUGUGGGUUGUGUUUUGUGAAUAAAGAAUAGAUACCGUAGGAAAAAUCAAAUGACGAAAAACAAAUUUUGAACAAUAGUUAAUUGUGCUGUUUGUAUGUAUAAAACAUAAGGUGGCUAAGUGAGGACUAAAUCUGAUGCCAUGAUCCGGGAAGACGAUCCUCAAUUUCGGAUUACUCCACUUCAACAAAUGGCAUCGGCAUGUUCCGGCGCUCUUAUAACCUCUUUGUUCAUGACACCAUUAGAUGUUGUAAAAAUAAGACUACAGGCGCAACAGAAGGCUUUACUAUCAAAUAAGUGCUAUCUUUAUUGCAAUGGCUUAAUGGAGCAUUUAUGUCCUUGUGGUGAAACUGCUUGGGUACCGAAAAGAGUCCAUUUCCAUGGGACUUUUGAUGCUUUCUACAAAAUAGCUAAAUUAGAAGGAGUACCAGCGUUAUGGUCUGGCUUAAGUCCCACUUUGGUAUUAGCAGUUCCAUGCACUAUGAUCUACUUUGUAUCAUAUGAACAAUUAAGAUAUAGAAUGAAGACAAUGCACAAUAAAAUGACUGGAGAGUUUGGUCAACCUAUGUGGAUUCCAUUAAUAGCAGGAGCAACAGCAAGGAUCACUGCGGUCACAUUAGUCAGUCCUUUAGAACUAAUUAGAACAAAAAUGCAAUCAAAACACUUGACAUAUUCAGAAAUUACGUCGGCAUUACGGCAAGUCAUAAAAUAUGAAGGCUAUGGAGGACUUUUCCGAGGCUUAGGAUCAACACUGUUAAGGGAUGUCCCAUUCUCAGGAAUAUACUGGACUACUUUCGAAUCGACGAAGAGAGCGUUCAAUAAACCGGAUUCAGAAAAAAAUUCGUUCCUUUUUAAUUUUUUCUGUGGUUCGGUAGCUGGCAGUAUCGCGGCCUUUGUAACCCUUCCUUUUGACGUAGUAAAAACACAUCAACAAAUAGAAUUAGGGGAGAAAGAGAUAUAUACAGAUGGUAAAAUCCAACAGAGAGCUUCGAAUAUGACAGACAUUGUCAGAAACAUAUACAAGAAUCACGGUCUGAAAGGUUUGUUUACCGGUCUCAUGCCUCGAAUAUUUAAAGUGGCGCCCGCUUGUGCAAUCAUGAUCUCAACGUUCGAAUACGGCAAGCAGUUCUUCCAGAAAUACAAUUCGCAAAAAUAUAAGGAGAAAUUGCAAAGGCACCAAGAUAUUGUUAUAAUGAGUCAAUCAACAACCAGCAGUGGAUACUCAUGAAAACAAAGUUUUGACUUAAGUUUUGAUUUUACAAACAGAAGUAAAGUUUUACAAUUGUUGUGAUAUUGAACUAGAUCUAGUUCAUCAAUACAAUGUUACCACGUUGUUAUUUUUAAAUUAGCUAAACAUACAAUCGCAAAGGGAUGCUUUGUGCGAUUGUCAUCAGCAUAGCUGACAUCAGUUAUAAUAUAGACAUGUAUUAUUAUUAUUAUUCUUUUUCAUUAAUGUACAAAUCUUAUUGAUCACGGUAAACUAAAAGUUGGUAAGGCGUGUUGUGAGCUCGCACUGGCACUGGCAGACUAUGGGUUCCUACUGGAAACACCAAGAAGGCCGUGUACUAGUAUACACAUUUACAUUAACAAAAAAAAAAUAGACCGUGUGUUCAACGAGUGAAGGGUUCCGUAAUUAAGAUAAACGUUGACAGUCAAUAUUCAAAGGCAAUAAUACAUUUCGGGGAAAUUAUAAAUAAUUAUCUGACGUAUCUGUGUACAUUCAUACUUAUUUUAUCUUUCAAUUAAAAUGGAGUGUCAUCGUUAAUCGAUUUGUCGAAGAAACCCUAAAAUAGUAACAACAACACUAGCAAUUCCUUUUUAAUUCUAAUUCCAGUUACUUUUUUUAAUUCAGUCUUUGUGACCUAAUAAAGGAUAAUGUACUCAAAAGGGUAAUGUUUUGAAAUCCAACCCAUAGGCAGGUACCACUUUUCCUUGUGAAAUACUUAGUGGAUACAUUAUGUUCACAAAUUACUUCCACAAUGUACUUUUUUUUUUUAUUGCCCUUGUAGGCAGACGAGCAUACGGCCCACCUGAUGGUGAGUGGUUACCGUCGCCCAUGGACUUCAGCAGUGCUAGGGGCAGAGCCAAGCCGCUGCCUACCGCUUGUACUCGCAAAAAUUCUAAUUUGCAAAUGCGAAGGACAAUUGUCAUAGAACUCAAAACAAGGCAAGGCAUUCACGUUGUGUUUUCUAGGUAGGUUCUCUAGGGUAUAACUAAAUAAAUACGAUUUGUAUUUUAAUAUUAUGUAAAUUCUUCUACUGUUCUUAAUUAAAUGUAAAUUAAUAUUAUUUUGACAUACACCGUAAUAUGAAGUUCAGAACAUCAAAUCAAAACUUGACAUUUUGAAUCCUAACAACUCACACUGAAUUUAGAACAAAAAAAGCUCUAUCUUCGUACCGAGUGAUUUGCGAGAAAUCUUUACUGAGACGACAGUGUUGACAGUGAACAAAAAAUUUUGUUUUUUUGUUUAUUUUAAAUUGUUGUCUGCAAGUAAAACAUCAACAAAACUGCCAUUGUCUUAUGUAUAUAAUAUUGUUAAUUUGUAAAUACAUGGAAAUUUAAAUGAU
Molecule: messenger RNA, 2632 nt
Organism: Bombyx mori (domestic silkworm)
Lineage: Eukaryota; Metazoa; Arthropoda; Insecta; Lepidoptera; Bombycidae
Product: probable mitochondrial glutathione transporter SLC25A40
Exons: 10
Coding region: 208-1293 (361 amino acids)
Biological process (GO): mitochondrial transmembrane transport
Cellular component (GO): mitochondrion
Source: RefSeq, a predicted model, not a curated record